Molecule: messenger RNA, 1151 nt
Organism: Musa acuminata AAA Group (dessert banana)
Lineage: Eukaryota; Viridiplantae; Streptophyta; Magnoliopsida; Zingiberales; Musaceae
Product: putative pectinesterase 10
Exons: 5
Coding region: 1-990 (329 amino acids)
Biological process (GO): cell wall modification; pectin catabolic process
Molecular function (GO): pectinesterase activity
Source: RefSeq, a predicted model, not a curated record
AUGAAGUGUCUGUUCUUCUUCUUCUUCCUCAUCACCGUCCUGUCUACGUCUUUGCACGUGCCCGUAGCGACUGGAGCUGCGUCCAUCGCGAAGACCAUCGUCGUCAACCCUAGCGGGACCGGGGAUUUCAGAAGCAUCCAGGAGGCGAUCAACUCCGUCCCCGACUUCAACAACCAGUGGAUAAAGAUCCACCUCGCUUCAGGAGUUUACAGGGAGAAGGUGGUGAUAAGCGCUUACAAGAGCUACAUCCUACUCGAAGGAGAGGGAGCGCAGACGACGUCGAUCGAGUGGGGCGAUUACGCCAGCGACUCCGGCGGCCACGACACCGCCAGCAGCGGAACGUUCACGUCUUAUGCUUCGAACAUUGUUGUUGCAGGGAUAGCCUUCAAGAACACAUACGAUGGAUACAGCCAAAUGAAGCAAGCGGUGGCGGCGAUGAUAUCAGGAGACAAGUCAUCACUAUACUCAUGCAGCUUCAUCGGGUCUCAGGACACUCUCGCUGAUUUGUUGGGAAGACACUACUUCAAAGGUUGCUACAUUCAAGGCGUGACCGACUUCAUCUUCGGACUCGGCCAAUCUAUUUACGAGGGAUGCACGAUAUCGACGGCAAACAGCGUAGAGAAGCCGGGGUACGUGACGGCACAAGGGCGAGGCGGCGCCAAUGACACGAAUGGCUUUGUGUUCAAGCGGUGCAACGUGACGGGGCCUCAAGCGACGUAUCUUGGGAGAGCAUGGGGACGCUACUCGAGGGUCAUAUUUUACCAAACCUUCAUGUCGGACAUCAUAAUUCCGGAAGGGUGGAGCAUUUGGAAUUCCCAUGGCUACGAAAAUGAGAUAACGUAUGCGGAAUCGGAAUGCACGGGGCCGGGAUCGAACCAGGCGGGUCGAGUGAAGUGGAAGAAGACGUUGACUAAUGAUGAGCUGCGCACGUUUACAGACAUUUCCUACAUCGAUAAGGAAGGAUGGCUCAGUGAACAGCCCCAGUACUAAGGGAAGAGGCGUUCUGAGGUCCGAGUUAGGUGCACAGCCGUCCAUAAUAAUAAACAACAUGUUUGUUGUUUGGUUGUGUUCUGUUGGUGUUGUAGAGAUACUGUUUUCCCUUUGAUUAGUAAAGAUGUUGACUGUCGAUCGAUAGCAUAGAAAGUUCUGAC